Apis mellifera (honey bee) is the source of this 4042-nucleotide messenger RNA. It is a transcript of the gene Ecr, whose product is annotated as ecdysone receptor. The record is from RefSeq and is a predicted model, not a curated record. Lineage: Eukaryota; Metazoa; Arthropoda; Insecta; Hymenoptera; Apidae. The coding region runs from base 1578 to 3467 and encodes 629 amino acids. Gene Ontology annotation, cellular component: nucleus. The transcript is spliced from 6 exons. Gene Ontology annotation, biological process: negative regulation of transcription by RNA polymerase II; cell differentiation; ecdysone receptor signaling pathway. Gene Ontology annotation, molecular function: nuclear receptor activity; RNA polymerase II cis-regulatory region sequence-specific DNA binding; zinc ion binding.
AUAUAUCUAUACGGAGACAAAAAGAAUCAGAGAAAGAGAGCGUGGGAGAAAAUUUUAAAUAGAAGAGGAGAGGAAGAGUUUUAACGUUUUAAUCAUCAAGUUUGCGUUUGGAAAGUCACGCAGCCCUUUUUACGUACAUAUACAAAUACACAUUGUGCAUAGAUAGAUAGAUACACAUAUACACGCAUAAAAGGUCCCCCGGUGGCCGUAUGUAUACGGACGUGCGCGAGAGAGAGAGAGAGAAAGAGAGCCGCGAUUGGUCGGAAGAAUAAAUAAUAUCCUCGAUUCGAGAUCGACGGACGAACGAACGAACGAACGAACGAACGAAGUUACGUUGCGAAAGAAAACGAUUUCCAAGAUUUGGUUCAGAAAUUCUCUUUCGUUGUAUAACGAAACAAAUCUCUCCCCCUUCGAGCCCUUUAAUGAUCGAUUGAUAAUACGAACCAGGACAGCAAAGUACCUGCAGACACAGAUAUAUUUAUAAGAAUAAUAUUUAUAUGAUAUAUAUAUAUAUAUAUUAUAUAAACGAAUGAAUAUAUAGUAACACACACGUACACACACAUACAUACACGCAUAAGUAAUAGAGGGUCGAGCAACAACAAGCUAAAGGGCAAAGAGAAUAAUAAUAAUAGCGACAACAACAAGUAGAAGCAAGAAUAAUAAAAUAAAAUAAAAUAACGAUAGCUGUUAAGAAGAGAGAAGAAAGAAGAGGAUCGUACAAGAACAGAGUGUGAACGCUUAUACAUAAUUCUAGAAACGCGCUACGGUUAGAGUACUUCCACUUUGCGAUUAAUUAAUUUACUACGAGCGAUUGCGGGGCCUGUUCUACGUGUACACGAUCAAGAUACCUCAACACAGCAACGGGCGACGAAAAACGACUCGAUCGGUAUGCACCUGGGACCGCGGUUCGAGGCGCACUUCAAGAUGCGGUAGAGGAAGUCCCUCGACCCGAGCUCACCCGAAUCCAGACCGGUGCAACAACCGACAGUUAUCCCGCGAUAUUCCCGGUGACACGUACGAAGCAUAAUAAUCGCAUGCAUAAUAACAACAAUCAACGGAGCGAGACUCCUGGAACGUAGAAAAGAAGGAAAAGAAUCCGGCAAAGGAUUCCUGAAAUACCCAUCCAUCCACUCAGUGCGGCCAACCCAAGGCUCUCUCUCAGUUUCUCAGGCCGAACGAGCCCGGGAGCCUCGGAUCGAUCGAUCGAUGAGAACCACUGCCCUCUGAAAGGAUCCCUUUAGAGGAGCGCGCCUAGGCGCGCGCGAUCGUCCUCCCCUUCGAGAAAAAACGUCAUCGUCGACCUUUCCCCCUGCCCCUCCCCGCCGUUAAACCGUUUCCCUCCCCCGUCGAGGGGCACCUUUUCGAGAGAAGAGAAGUGAAGAAGAAGAAGAAACAGAAGAAACAGAAGAGGAGGAGGAAGAAGGAGAGACCCGGUCGUCGUCACGGUGGCAAGCUUAGUGAGCGGGAACGUAGCGGUGCGUUACGAUGAGGCGUCAGGAGUGGUUGGCACGGGGGGUGUCGUGUUGGCAGCCACUCCCAGGUUAGCCGCCGCUACGGACCAGGCCACGUCCGCCACCAUGGACACCAGCGACUCCAGCAUGGACACGACUAACGGGGGGGGCUCGAGCGCCGGGGUUGGCGUGGUCGGUGGGACGAUCGCCUCUGUGGUGGCAGGGGCCGCGUCCUUGACCCUGGUCAAGGCCGAGACGCCCGAACACCUGGCCGGGACGUCGACGACGGCCGCCGCGACGCCGACGCCCCCGUCGGUCCCCGUCGGAUCGGCGGUGGCCGGGACGGCCGGUGGCGCCCUCUUCCCCGGCAUGGCCGCGGCGGGCAAGGGCGCCGCGAGAUCCGACGACUGGCUCGCGAACGCGAACAGCCCGGUCGGCUCCCCGUCCGCCGCGUUGCAGCCGCAGCACGUGGUCUACGGGAAUCCUCAGCAACAACAGCUCGCCGCCGAGACGCAGCAGCAGCAGCAGCAGCCGCCCCUCGCCCACUCAAGCCCCCUCGCGCAUCAGCAGCAACAGCCCAACAGCAACAACGGCUACGCCAGUCCUAUGAGCACCAGCAGCUACGAUCCUUACAGUCCCAACAGUAAGAUAGCUAGGGACGAGUUGUCGCAGCCUGGCUCUUUGAACGGGUAUGGGAGCAGCGGAGGCGGAGGCGGCGGAGGAGGAGGAGGAGGCGGCGGCGGCGGCGGCGGAGGCGGAGGAGGAGGAGGAGGAGGAGGAGGAGGAGGCGGGGGUGGUGGAGGAGGAGGCAGCGACGGGUGCGACGCGAGGAAGAAGAAGGGACCGACCCCGAGGCAGCAGGAGGAGUUGUGCCUGGUCUGCGGCGAUCGCGCCUCCGGUUACCACUACAACGCGCUCACGUGCGAGGGGUGCAAAGGUUUCUUCCGGCGGAGCAUCACUAAGAACGCGGUCUAUCAGUGUAAAUACGGGAACAAUUGCGAGAUCGACAUGUACAUGAGGCGCAAGUGUCAGGAGUGCAGGUUGAAGAAGUGUUUGACGGUCGGGAUGAGGCCCGAGUGCGUGGUGCCCGAAUACCAGUGCGCCGUGAAGCGGAAGGAGAAGAAGGCGCAAAAGGAGAAGGACAAGCCGAACAGUACAACGAUGAACGGGUCCCCGGGCAGCGGCGGUAUACGGAGCGAUCAGAUGGGGGUGAAGAUCGAGCCGGCCGAGGCGGAGUCGUUGUCCACGUCCGGAAGCAGCGGGAUCCUGACGCCUGUCAGCCCUUACGGCUACGUGAAACCGAUCAGCCCCGAGCAGGAGGAAUUGAUACACAGGCUCGUCUACUUCCAGAACGAGUACGAGCAACCGAGCGAGGAGGAUCUCAAGAGGAUCACGAAUCAGCCCUCGGAGGGAGAGGACAUCAGUGAUUACAAGUUCAGGCACAUAACCGAGAUCACGAUCCUCACGGUCCAAUUGAUCGUCGAAUUCUCGAAGAGAUUGCCAGGCUUCGACGAGCUGAUGCGGGAGGAUCAGAUCGCUCUGCUCAAGGCCUGCUCCAGCGAGGUGAUGAUGCUUCGAAUGGCGAGGAAGUACGACGUGCAGACGGACAGCAUAAUAUUCGCCAAUAAUCAGCCUUACACGAAGGACAGCUAUACCGUGGCGGGUAUGGGCGAGACGAUCGAGGAUUUGCUACAUUUCUGCCGGCAGAUGUACGCCAUGAAGGUGAACAACGCCGAGUACGCGUUGUUGACCGCCAUCGUCAUAUUCUCAGAGAGGCCGAACCUGCUCGAGGGCUGGAAGGUGGAGAAGAUUCAGGAGAUCUAUCUGGAGGCGUUGAGGGCGUACGUGGACAACAGGCGCAGACCGAAUCCGGGCACGGUUUUCGCCAGAUUGCUGUCCGUGUUGACCGAGCUGCGGACCCUCGGCAACCAGAACAGCGAGAUGUGCUUCAGCCUCAAGUUCAAGAACAAAAAGCUGCCAGUUUUCCUCGCCGAGAUCUGGGACGUGACACCCUAGUUCCCCGGUGGCCGAUCCCCGUCGGCUGAUAGUGUUGUUUCAUCGCGAGUCCGCGUCGCGCCCGGAACGUUCAAGCUGAACACCGAAUGGAGCUGCGGAACGCUGCGCGCCACGCGGAGAACCUCCUGUACUAGUGCGCCACCACCACCACCACCACCACCACCAUGCCACUGCCUGGCCCGAUUAGUAGACACAGGUGACGUCUACCGAAGAAGCAUCGAGGAAUGAUCGAUUCGACUUCAUCACACCUUCUUCUCUCCGCACUUCACCCGGCUUCGUGAAGCUGUGCUGGAAACGGGGGGGGGGGCAGCUUUCGACAGUGCUUUACGAAAACGCUUAGAAACGCUGUGGAGGAUACGAUAAUAAUAUUUUACGCGAAGUCAGGAGGAAGGAGGAAGGAGGAAGGAGGAAAGGCAGUGGCGAGGCACCCAGGCUGUGAUACGUAGAGACAGUACAGAGACUGUAAUAAGGAGCUACCUACCUACAGUUACGUUAUUAUUACUAUAUUCUCUACCUGGCUACCUACCUACCUACCUACCUACCUACCUACCUACCUACCUACCUACCUACCUACC